Molecule: messenger RNA, 1725 nt
Organism: Candida dubliniensis CD36
Lineage: Eukaryota; Fungi; Ascomycota; Pichiomycetes; Serinales; Debaryomycetaceae
Gene: NDE1
Product: NADH-ubiquinone reductase (H(+)-translocating)
Exons: 1
Coding region: 1-1725 (574 amino acids)
Molecular function (GO): NADH dehydrogenase activity
Source: RefSeq, a predicted model, not a curated record
AUGUUCACUAGAUCAUUGGUUAAAGGUAGUGGCAGAAUUGCUACUACUAGAUCAUUGGUCAACAAUUCUACUAGUUGGGUUUUGAAGAAUCAAUUCAAAAAAUAUUCCACAUCAACUCCUCCUAAAGUUACCAAAUCAAAAUCUUCGACAAUCGGUAAAAUAUUCAAAUACACUUUGUACACUGCUGUGAUAUCGGUUAUUGGUUCUGUCGGUUUUAUCGGUUACAAAAUUUACGAAGAGUCCCAACCUGUCGACCAAGUGAAACAAACUCCAUUGUUCCCUAAUGGUGAAAAAAAGAAAACUUUGGUCAUUUUGGGUUCUGGUUGGGGUGCUAUUUCAUUAUUGAAAAACUUGGAUACCACCUUGUAUAAUGUUGUUAUUGUUUCCCCAAGAAACUAUUUCCUUUUCACUCCUUUGUUACCAUCCGUUCCUACUGGCACUGUUGAAUUGAGAUCUAUUAUUGAACCAGUCAGAUCAGUCACCAGAAGAUGUCCUGGUCAAGUUAUCUAUCUUGAAGCAGAAGCUACUAGUAUUAACCCUAAAACUAAUGAGUUGACAAUUAAACAAAGUACUACCGUUGUUUCUGGUCAUUCUGGUAAAGAUACUUCCUCCUCUAAAUCAACUGUUGCCGAGUACACUGGGGUUGAAGAAAUCACCACGACAUUGAAUUAUGACUAUUUAGUUGUUGGUGUUGGUGCUCAACCAUCUACGUUUGGUAUUCCUGGGGUUGCUGAGAAUUCGACAUUUUUGAAAGAAGUCAGUGAUGCUUCUGCUAUUAGAAGAAAAUUGAUGGAUGUUAUUGAGGCUGCUAAUAUUUUACCUGAAGAUGAUCCAGAAAGAAAGAGAUUAUUGUCCAUUGUUGUUUGUGGAGGUGGUCCAACUGGUGUUGAGGCUGCUGGUGAAAUCCAAGAUUAUAUUGACCAAGAUUUGAAGAAAUGGGUUCCUGAAGUUGCCGAUGAAUUGAAAGUCUCUUUGGUGGAAGCUUUACCAAAUGUUUUGAACACAUUCAACAAGAAAUUGAUUGAAUAUACCAAAGAAGUUUUCAAGGACACUAAUAUUAACUUGAUGACUAAUACCAUGAUUAAAAAAGUCAAUGAUAAAAGUUUGAUUGCCAACCACAAAAACCCUGAUGGAUCUACUGAAACUAUUGAAAUUCCAUAUGGUCUUUUGAUUUGGGCUACUGGUAAUGCACCAAGAAAUUUCACUCGUGAUUUGAUUUCCAAAGUUGAUGAACAAAAAAAUGCCAGAAGAGGUUUAUUAGUUGAUGAAAGAUUAAAAGUUGAUGGUACUGAUAACAUUUUUGCCUUGGGUGAUUGUACUUUUACAAAAUACCCACCAACUGCUCAAGUUGCCUUCCAAGAAGGUGAAUAUUUAGCCAAUUAUUUUGACAAAUUACAUGCUGUUGAGUCUUUAAAAUACACCAUUGCCAACCCAACUCCAAAGGACAAUGUUGAAAAAUUGUCAAGAAAAUUAGCUAGAUUAGAAAAGAAUUUACCUCAUUUUAUUUACAACUAUCAAGGAUCUUUGGCUUAUAUUGGGUCUGAAAAGGCUGUUGCUGAUUUAGUCUGGGGUGAUUGGUCAAAUAUAAGUUCCGGAGGUAGUUUUACCUUUUUGUUCUGGAGAUCAGCUUAUAUUUACAUGUGUUUAUCUGUCAAGAACCAAGUGCUAGUUGUGUUAGAUUGGGCUAAAGUCUAUUUCUUUGGUAGAGAUUGUUCUAAAGAAUAG